UUAUCCCUGAGCACAGCUGCCAGAGCCAUUUUAGGCCAGGGCAGCUGGGGAGGUGACUCUGGGAAGCAGAAGCUCACCCUGAAGGACGUGGCCGAACUCCUCCGGAAGAAGGAAUGUCGGCGUGUGGUGGUGAUGGCUGGUGCCGGGAUCAGCACGCCCAGCGGCAUCCCUGACUUCAGGUCUCCCGGGAGUGGCCUGUACAGCAACCUGGAGCAGUAUGACAUCCCCUACCCAGAGGCCAUCUUCGAGCUGGGCUAUUUCUUUGUCAACCCCAAGCCUUUCUUCACUCUGGCCAAGGAGCUCUACCCUGGCAACUAUCGCCCCAACUCUGCUCACUACUUCCUCCGGCUCCUGCACGACAAGGGGCUGCUGCUGCGCCUCUACACCCAGAAUAUUGAUGGGCUGGAGAGAGUGGCUGGGAUCCCUCCGGACAGGCUGGUGGAAGCCCAUGGCACCUUUGCCACUGCCACCUGUACAGUGUGUCGGAGGAACUUCCCUGGAGAGGACUUCAGGGGGGAUGUCAUGGGGGACAGGGUCCCUCGCUGUCCUGUCUGCACUGGAGUCGUCAAGCCUGACAUCGUAUUCUUCGGUGAGAACCUCCCACAGCGAUUCCUCCUGCACCUGACAGACUUCCCCAUGGCAGACCUGCUCUUCGUCAUCGGGACAUCCCUGGAGGUGGAGCCCUUUGCCAGCCUGGCCGGAGCCGUGCGCAGCUCCGUGCCCAGAGUCCUCAUCAACCGGGAGCUCGUGGGUCCCUUCGCCUGGCAGCAGCGUCACAACGAUGUGGCCCAGCUCGGGGACGUGGUCGGAGGUGUGCAGGAGCUGGUGGAGCUGCUGGGCUGGAGCAACGAGAUGCAAACACUGAUCCAGAAGGAGAAAGAGAAGCUGGAUGCAAAGGACAAGUAG
Molecule: messenger RNA, 906 nt
Organism: Acanthisitta chloris (rifleman)
Lineage: Eukaryota; Metazoa; Chordata; Aves; Passeriformes; Acanthisittidae
Gene: SIRT3
Product: sirtuin 3
Exons: 6
Coding region: 133-906 (257 amino acids)
Molecular function (GO): NAD+ binding; histone deacetylase activity, NAD-dependent
Source: RefSeq, a predicted model, not a curated record